This is a messenger RNA of Caenorhabditis briggsae, 735 nucleotides long. NCBI's taxonomy places the organism in Eukaryota, Metazoa, Nematoda, Chromadorea, Rhabditida, Rhabditidae. The record is from RefSeq and is a predicted model, not a curated record. The transcript has 2 exons. The coding region runs from base 1 to 735 and encodes 244 amino acids.
AUGGCAUAUUUCACAAGGACUUUUCAAACACAUCAGAAUGACUCUUGCUUAACUGGAAUAUCUUCCGGGUUUUUGUAUUUUUUUUCGUUUUAUAUGCUGAACGAAUUUCUAACAUGGAAUGACUCCCAAGUGAAAAAAAUAAUCGAGACAUAUAUGAAUCUCAGAAUCUCAGAAUCUCAGAAUCUCAGAAUCUCAGAAUCUCAGAAUCUCAGAAUCUCAGAAUCUCAGAAUCUCAGAAUCUCAGAAUCUCAGAAUCUCAGAAUCUCAGAAUCUCAGAAUCUCAGAAUCUCAGAAUCUCAGAAUCUCAGAAUCUCAGAAUCUCAGAAUCUCAGAAUCUCAGAAUCUCAGAAUCUCAGAAUCUCAGAAUCUCAGAAUCUCAGAAUCUCAGAAUCUCAGAAUCUCAGAAUCUCAGAAUCUCAGAAUCUCAGAAUCUCAGAAUCUCAGAAUCUCAGAAUCUCAGAAUCUCAGACUCUCAGAAUCUCAGAAUCUCAGAAUCUCAGAAUCUCAGAAUCUCAGAAUCUCAGAAUCUCAGAAUCUCAGAAUCUCAGAAUCUCAGAAUCUCAGAAUCUCAGAAUCUCAGAAUCUCAGAAUCUCAGAAUCUCAGAAUCUCAGAAUCUCAGAAUCUCAGAAUCUCAGAAUCUCUAUGAAGAUGAAGCGGAAUACUUCGAUGUGGACGCGUAUCUGGAAAUGCUAAACAACGAAGAAAAAGCCGAAGAAGAACUCCAGGAUCAGUAG